AUGGCUCCUCGUGAUAAGAAACCUAACAAGUCCUGCGAUGAUGAUGAUUUGCAGAGGAAGAAGAAACAGAAUUUUUUCAAACAGAGAUUUCCUGGUUUUAAGAAGAAAGCAACAGAGCUUUCUGUUCUCUGCGGUAACUCUGUUGGUUUCAUCUGUUACGGUCCCGACAACGAUCUCCAUGUUUGGCCUCAACCUCAAGAUCAUAACCCACAAACCCUAACACAAAUCGUGGCCAAGUUCAAUGCGUUGAGUGAUCACAAGAGGAAGCAUCACGCCUGCGAUCUCUACGACUUCCCUAAUCUCAAGGGUUUGUCCGGAGACCAGUUGAGGAACCAUCUCGUUAACCUUGACUCUCACUUAGUUGGAGUCAAGCAACACAAGAUAAGUAUAAUGAAACGAAAUUUGAAGAAGCCCAAGGAAAAGGAGACGGAAGAUGAUCAUGUUAAGGUUUCAAACAACGCCACCAUCUCAAACUGCAAGGUGGCUUCGUUGGAAGAUGGACUAGGGUUUGGUGACGAGUUGGGAUACGUCUUCCGUGGCUCCCAAGAAACAGUGUCCAACAUUGUAUCUUCUACUGCUUCCAAUAAAGUUUCCAGGGAUGUUUGUGUUUCAGAUUCUUCUCUUCUUGAUCCAUUCACAUUAGGGUUUUCCGGCCAUGAUUAUUUCCUGGCGGAUUCAAUGGCGGUCACAGAUAAUUGGGAGGUCUGUGCCAACAAUGGUGUUUGGGAUCCUUCUUGGCUAGAUUUUGAUUUUUCGUCAACACUCUUUACUGAUGAUUGGACUGUUUCUGGCUACAAUCCACUUUUGGCAGCUACUGAUUCUUUUACUUACGAAACGCCGGUCACAGAUAAUUUAGGCUCUGUCUUCUAGUUCUAGAUUAUGAGGGCACUGAUAACUACUGAGCAAUGUAAUUCAACUUAUAUUCUCAGUGAUCGAUUAUUAUCGUAUGAUUCGU
This is a messenger RNA of Arabidopsis lyrata subsp. lyrata, 955 nucleotides long. Its product is annotated as agamous-like MADS-box protein AGL49. NCBI's taxonomy places the organism in Eukaryota, Viridiplantae, Streptophyta, Magnoliopsida, Brassicales, Brassicaceae. Bases 1 to 870 code for a protein of 289 amino acids. The transcript has a single exon. Gene Ontology annotation, biological process: positive regulation of transcription by RNA polymerase II. Gene Ontology annotation, molecular function: protein dimerization activity; cis-regulatory region sequence-specific DNA binding; DNA-binding transcription factor activity, RNA polymerase II-specific. The record is from RefSeq and is a predicted model, not a curated record.